Messenger RNA from Nerophis lumbriciformis (worm pipefish), 1197 nucleotides. The record is from RefSeq and is a predicted model, not a curated record. Lineage: Eukaryota; Metazoa; Chordata; Actinopteri; Syngnathiformes; Syngnathidae.
AUGCCGGGGGAGCCCGGCAGCGCGAAGCAGUGUGAAAGAAGUCCGCCAUCAUCAACGGGUUUCGAGGGGCCAGUCUGCCGUGUGCCGAAGAGGACAGCACGGGCUCAGGAGUGCAUUUGCCUCAUUAUAGGAGACAUUGAAGACUUGAAAAUGAAGAGGAACGAUGAACUUCUCCACAUUGACGUCCACGUGGACGAAAGUGAACCACGCACAUCCGUUCUGGUCCUCCUCAGAAAGCUGAGACCUCACUGGAGUCAACAAGAUGUCCGAAUGAAGCCAUUCACCGAAGGCAUCACCAACCAUCUGCUGGGCUGUUCAGUGGACGAGUCCGAAUGCUUGCUGGUACGAGUCUACGGCCAACGGACUGAGCUCUUUGUGGACCGCCAGCGGGAGGUGGAAAUGUUCAGGCUCCUCCACGCUCAUGGUUGCGGCCCACAGAUAUACUGCACCUUCCGAAACGGCAUCUGUUACCAGUUUGUCCCAGGACACGUGCUGGAGGACAGGCUACUUUACCAGCCCGCCAUCUAUAGAUUAAUCGCCGCGGAGAUGGCGAGAAUCCAUUCUAUCCGUCCGCCGAACGCUCACCCACCCGAGCGUCUCCUGUGGAUCAAGCUGUCUCAUCUUCUCACGCUCUUAGAGAACAGCGGCAAACUCAACUGGCAGAGUUCCGCGUCCAGCCCACAACUACCCAGCUUGGCGAGGUUGUCGACGGAGGCAGAGUCACUGGAGCGGCACCUCACACCAUUGGGCUCGCCCACUGUGUUGUGUCACAACGACCUUCUUACCAAAAACAUCAUCCACGACCGCGAGCGGGGGACGGUGAGGUUCAUCGACUACGAGUACGCUGAGUACAACUACCAGGCCUUUGAUCUUGGCAAUCACUUCAAUGAAUUUGCAGGCGUCCAGGAUGUGGACUACAGCCGCUACCCGAGCCACGAUCUUCAAAAUGACUGGUUGGAGGCCUACCUGCUAAGCUACAAAAACUGCACUGGGCAAAAAGUUUCCGUCACCCGGGACGAGGUGACGCAGCUCUAUGUGCAAGUCUGCAAAUUUUCCUUGGCAUCCAACCUCUUCUGGGGUUUGUGGGCCAUUCUCCAGUCUUUCUACUCUUCAAUUGAUUUUGAUUUCCACAGAUAUGCCAUGGCACGAUUCAAUCGCUAUUUUGAGAAGAAAGAAGAAUAUUUUUCAUUACAAUGA